Messenger RNA from Prorocentrum cordatum, 363 nucleotides. Lineage: Eukaryota; Dinophyceae; Prorocentrales; Prorocentraceae. The record is from the annotation of a GenBank genome assembly.
CAGUGGCAGCGGGCGCUGGCGCUGCUCAGCGAGAUGCGGGAGGCAAAGCUGGAGACCAACGCGAUCUUCAGCUACAACGCUGGGAUCAGCGCGUGCGAGAAGGGCGGGCAGUGGCAGCGGGCGCUGGCGCUGCUGAGCGAGAUGCGGGAAGCAAAGCUGGAGCCCGACGUCAUCAGCUGCAGCGCUGGGAUCAGCGCGUGCGCGAGGGGCGACCAGUGGCCGCGGGCGCUGGCGCUGCUCAGCGAGAUGCGGGAGUCGAAGCUGGACCCCAACUCAUCAGCUACAACGCUGGGAUCAGCGCGUGCGAGAAGGGCAGGCAGUGGCAGCGGGCUCUGUCGCUGCUCAGCGAGAUGUGGGAGGUGA